AUGGUGAAAGAAAUGCAAAAGGAUGUAAAUGUGUUAUUAUUAAAACAACAAAUUCCAUUCAUGUUGAAUGUGUCACAUUAUAUGACAGACUUAGUGUAUACCUUAUACUACACAAUAAAAUUGCAAGACGACGAUGAUGAUGAUGCAGCAAAACAAAGACAUAUAUUAGAAUUAGAAGGACGAAAGACUUUAUUAAGUGAUGAGAUAUAUAAGUUACGAGAGCAAUUCCGUAAUUUAUUAAAUCAAUCGAGUGGGUCGAUUUACGGAAUGGUGGAAGAAGACAAUCAAGUCAUCGAUGAGGACAAUAAUACAUCACAGGAUAUAUUACGAUUGAUACAACAAUUUAAGGAUUUAAUAGAUGAAGAAUUAUUGCAAACGGUUCGAGAUACGAAUAUUUUAUUAAUUACAGAGCUUUCGAAGCAAAUUCCUGAGCGGUCAACAGUUAAUAUUCAUAAAUUAAAUAUACAGUUGGAUAAUUGUCUCUAUGGCUUUCUUAACUUAGUUACAUUUAUUCGAAAGAUCCCGCUACGAGUUGAUAACAAGGAGUCCAUGGAAUCUAUUGUUAAUGUAAUUAAAGAUGAAUUAUUAUUGAGUUGGAAAAUUGAAUUAGAUUUAUUGAAUUGCAAGAUAUUUAAUUUAAUUUCAAAGAAUGAAAAAAUUAUCAAAUUAUUUCAGCAGUACCGGUCGUCGUUAUCAUCAGCAACAGAAUCGGGCACCAUGGGAGAACAAUCCGAUUCAUCUAUCCCGAUCAUCAAAGAAGACAGUAAAACGUUUAUUGAAUUAAUUAGUUGGUUAAAGGAUGAGCAAGUAUUUGGUUCAAUUGUAUUAUAA
Maudiozyma barnettii is the source of this 831-nucleotide messenger RNA. RefSeq names its product Cal4p (gene CAL4). NCBI's taxonomy places the organism in Eukaryota, Fungi, Ascomycota, Saccharomycetes, Saccharomycetales, Saccharomycetaceae. The transcript has a single exon. The coding region runs from base 1 to 831 and encodes 276 amino acids. The record is from RefSeq and is a predicted model, not a curated record.